This is a messenger RNA of Pseudopodoces humilis (Tibetan ground-tit), 1055 nucleotides long. It is a transcript of the gene EEF1AKMT2, whose product is annotated as EEF1A lysine methyltransferase 2. NCBI's taxonomy places the organism in Eukaryota, Metazoa, Chordata, Aves, Passeriformes, Paridae. The record is from RefSeq and is a predicted model, not a curated record. Gene Ontology annotation, cellular component: cytoplasm. Gene Ontology annotation, molecular function: protein-lysine N-methyltransferase activity.
GGGCGGGCCGGGCAUGGCGCUGGCCGGGGACGAGCCCUUCAGCCCCUCGGUGCUGGGCACCAGGGAGCACUGGGAUGCUGCGUACGAAAGAGAACUGCAAACUUUUCAAGACAUUGGAGAUACCGGGGAAAUCUGGUUUGGAGAAGAAAGCAUGGUGCGCAUAAUCAGGUGGUUGGAAAAGCACAGGGUCCCCUUUGACAGCUCUGUGCUUGACAUUGGGACUGGGAACGGUGUUUUACUGGUUGAAUUGGCAAAGUCUGGCUACAUGAAUCUCACAGGGAUUGAUUAUUCACCAUCUGCAAUACAACUUUCAGAAAAAGUAAGAGAGAAAGAAGGGAUGCCUAACAUUAAAUUAAAGGUAGAAGACUUCCUGGCACCCUCAGCUGAGCUGUCAGGCUUUGACAUUUGCAUUGACAAGGGAACUUUUGAUGCCAUAAGCCUCGACCCCAGUGACGCGGUGGGGAAGCGGAAGCUGUACGUGGGAUCCCUGUGCAGGGUGCUGAAACCAGAGGGCUUCUUUCUCAUCACCUCUUGCAACUGGACCAAGGAGGAGCUGCUGAACGAGUUCAGAGAAGGAUUUGAAAUUCUGGAGGAGCUGCCAACACCCAAGUUUUGCUUUGGAGGAAGAAUUGGAAACAGUGUAACAGCAUUGGUUUUCCAAAGGAAAAAAGUGAGGCCAUCCAUCUUGGACAAAUUAGAUUAGAUGAGAAAAGUCUGAACUUUAAACUUGACAGAAAACCUCAGACACGUGUGUAAAUAAAUGCUUUUUGAGUGCACAGUAAAAUACUAUGUAUGGAGCUCUAAGGGACUAUAAAACAUUGCCCUAGAAACAUUUCAGCUUUGCAUAAUUUGCCCAUAAAUUGUGUCCUUGCUACAACCUUACUUGUUUUAGGGAAGCUGCAAGUUUGUAAGUGAGUGGGAAGUCAAAUGUGCUAAGUACAGAGACAAUAUUACUGAGUGAUAUUUGUGUUUGAAACAUAAAGAUUAUCUGAUAUUUAGUUUCUGUGCUGGUAAGCAGUGACCUGUAGAGGUAAAGGUAUCCUACAAAGCAAAAA